AUGUUGCACCCAGAGGAUUGUGCCUGGCAGAACUACAGAUUACCUACCGGCAUUCUCCCACAGGCCUACCGACUGACUCUCGAAGCCAUAUUAGUUGAAGGCUACAACGCUUCAGGCUACCUGGAGAUUGACAUUUACAGUGCUGAGCCAACGCAGUGCAUAGUGCUGCAUGCCAUGGGGAUGACCAUCGACUCUGCCACGGCCGUCUUUGCUGACGGCAGUCAGUACGAAGGCACCCUUCUGCUAGACAACGCCAUGCAGAGCAAUGACCAGCUCGCAAUCUAUUUGGAGCAGCCACCUGUGUAUGCGAGGCAAGCAUUCCCCUGUUUCGACGAGCCCUGGAUGAAGGCUACAUUCCAGCUGACACUCCUGCUGGAAGAGGAGGAAGUGGCCCUCUUCAACACACAGCUGGCAAAUGACACCAGAAUUGACCCGGCCAGUGGGCUUCGCAUCUGGGAGUUUGAGCCCACACCCGUAAUGUCAACCUACAUUGUGGCGUGGGCCAUUGGCAACUUGACGAGUAUUACACAGACAGUGCCAGGCUCGCUGCCAGGCCAGGAGAACCGCACAGUCAGUGUCUGGUCCUCCCCAGACAUCAUCCAGAACUACCAGUGGGCCCUACAGUCAGCGAGCGCCAUUUUGCCCAAUUAUGAGGCCCUCUUUGACUACCCGUACUUCCUGCCCAAGCUGGACAUUGUAGCAAUCCCAGACUUUGCCUUCGUGGCCAUGGAAAACUGGGGGUUGCUUUACUAUGACAUCCAUCGAAUCGAUAUCGCCCCCGGCACAUCACCCUUGUCUUACAGGUACUUUUUGGUGGCUGACACAAUUGCGCAUGAGAUGUCGCAUCUGUGGUGUGGGGAUCUGGUCUCAAUGUUUUGGUGGAACGAUCUUUGGCUCAAUGAGGCAUCUGCGACCCUGUGGGAGUUCUAUGGUGCCAGCUUUGCUCAGCCGGAGUUUGAUGGCUUCUCCAGCUUCUUCUAUUCCACUGCCACCACCCUGCCUCUGGUUUCUGACAUUGGCACAGCCACGCACCCUGUCAUUGAUCCAUCAAGCUCAGAUGCAGAAAAUGACACCGAGGUAUCAGCGAUCUUUGACAACGUGGAGUACAGAAAGGGCGGUUCAGUGCUGCGCAUGCUUUGGAAUUACAUGACCAGCGAUGAUUACAAGAGCUCCAAGCUCCCGCCUGACUACCAGACUGCCCACUCACAAGAUGAAGACAAUGCCACUCUGGCAGCAUUGGAGGGGGACCCCUUCAUUGAUGGCUACAGAGCAUGGCUGCGGAGCCCAGUAGACAAGUGGAUGGAGACCUGGCUGUACAGGGACGGCUACCCAAUCCUCAACGUCCAGUCAUCUCCAAAUGGCACAGUGUACGCCAGCCAGAGGAUUGGACUCGCAGUUGAGGUCACCACACUACAGGGCGAGGAUGACUUCAUUGCAGCAAAUGUCAACCAGAGCGGGUACUACCGAGUGCAGUAUUCUGAUGAUCUUUGGCGGGCAGCUGCGCGUGCUGCAGCCUUGCCCGACAGCAGGAUUAGUCAGGCUGAUCUGGCGGGCCUCCUGAGCGACUCAUACACCCUGUUGCCCUUCCCCGGGGCGGUGAACAUAACAGUCUGGUUGGACCUUCUCGGAGCAUUGGGAUCCCGAGCAAGGCUGGAGUAUCAGCCCUGGAGCAUUGCAGACCAGCAGAUCAAUCAGGUGCACCACGUGCUGAGAGAGCUGUGCGGCAAUGCCUUUGAUUCUUUUCUGGCAGACGAGGUGACUGGCGGCUUCUCAGAACUGCCCCUCAAUGGGUCCACUCUGUCUGGGGUUAAUGACAGAGCAGCAGUCGAGUCCGUGCUGGACAUUGCCAGUAUGGGCGGCAACGCUGGCCUGAUCAGCAGUGCUACAAUUCUGCUGAAUGAGUCCUACUACGGGAGCGUCCUGCUUGACACUGACUAUGAUAUGGGCGUGCUGAGCCUUGCGGUGUCUUCUGGCAAGGCCACCCCGUACAACAUUGCUGCCAAUCUGUACGAGCAGGCUACUGACACCGACCAAAAGCAUGGGUACUUGGUUAUUCUGGCCGGCACGCCCACAGCUAGCUUCACAGAAGAUGCGAUGGUUGUAGUGCUACAGCUGAAUGUCACUUUGGCAGACAUGCAGGAGGUUUUCAACACAUAUGCAGGCGCUAGCCCUUUGGGUCGGGACAUUGCAUGGGACUAUUUCACCAGCAACCUAAACACCAUUCUGGAAAAGGGCGGGGGCGAUAUUGAGGCCAGCUUUGGGCCGCUCAUUUCUGGCAUCGGUUCGCAGUUCACAGACCCUGACGGAGCUCAGAAAGUGCGAGAGCUCUGGUCCAGCAUACAGGUACGCCUUCAUGAGUUUCUGGACAUCCCUCAGUUGAGUGCAUUUGCUCACUCUACCAGGACUAGCUGCAAUGUCAUGGCAACACUCAUUCAGGAUUAA
Molecule: messenger RNA, 2442 nt
Organism: Coccomyxa subellipsoidea C-169
Lineage: Eukaryota; Viridiplantae; Chlorophyta; Trebouxiophyceae; Coccomyxaceae
Exons: 18
Coding region: 1-2442 (813 amino acids)
Biological process (GO): peptide catabolic process; proteolysis
Cellular component (GO): cytoplasm
Molecular function (GO): metalloaminopeptidase activity; zinc ion binding; peptide binding
Source: RefSeq, a predicted model, not a curated record